This is a messenger RNA of Pantherophis guttatus, 5224 nucleotides long. Lineage: Eukaryota; Metazoa; Chordata; Lepidosauria; Squamata; Colubridae. The record is from RefSeq and is a predicted model, not a curated record.
UCUCUACGGUGCCUGCCAAACAUGCCUGUUUGUUCACUUCCCAUCUGGGCAUCUUUUGAAAUGGAAACGGAGAUAAGCUUUGUUCACCGGACAUCGUUGUCUGUAAUUGUAGGUUGAGUCAUCUUUUUUUAAUUGCUCAAAUGUGCACAAAACAGCAAGAGAGGAUGUGAAACCUUCUUGGCUGCUCCCCUCUGGAUCUGUGUGGGAAGACCGACAGCACACCCAGGAAUGGCAUCCUUAAAUUUCAGCUCUCUGCCCAUGAUGGGUUCCUCAGAAAGGGCUGCCAGCCGUCGGCAGACACAUCUUCAAUUGGAUUGCAACCUUCCUGAGAUGUUUCAAGGGCGAUUUGCCUCAUCCGAGGUCAAAUUACAACCCACGGCAAGCUGACACCAAGAUGAGCCCUUGGGUUCAUGUUCCUUCUUCUGCGGCUAAAGAAUCAGGUGUCAAAGAGGAAAUGAGAUCACCGUGACGGAAACGAGGUUUUCACAACAAGGAAGCUUCUCCGAUGUAGAAACUAGAAAGGCAAGCUCGGCUUCUAAGGACGAUUCUGAAGGUCUCUUCGGCUACGGUGACUUCAUCGCAGCAUUUCCAAACAAGUCCUGAGUCACUUCCUCUUUUCUCCUUCCUGGGUUUGGACACUUGGGAAGACGGUGGGCGUUUGGGAAGCUGGCAUGAAAAGCCUGUUCGGUAGAAGGUGCUCAGAUUUGGAAACGGGAUGCCCCAAGUGUGAUACUAACUAAAGUCCAGGGGUCGGCAACCUUAAGCACUCAAAGAGCCAUUUGGACCGGUUUCCCACAGAAAAGAAAACACCGGGAGCCACAAAACCCUUUUGACAUCUCAAAUGAAGAUAACACUGUUUCACAAUGUUUCCCAGCCCUCUUUUUGACUCGUGCAGUAGACAGGUCCUCCAUGGAAGGCAGGCGAUCAGUAUCAGCAAAGCCAUCAACACGUUGGAAGUCCCCGUGAAGGAGAAGCAUGCUCGGAGAAUUAUUCUAGGGACCCAUCACGAGAAAGGCGCAUUUACUUUCUGGUCGUAUGCCAUCGGUCUCCCGCUGCCCAGCAGUGCCAUCCUGAGCUGGAAGUUCUGCCAUGUCCUUCACAAAGUUCUCCGAGAUGGCCACCCAAACGUUCUCCAGGACUGUCAGCGGUAUCGAAGUAACAUUCGAGAAACGGGAGAUCUUUGGGGCCAUCUGCACGAUCGUUACGGCCAGUUGGUGAAUAUUUACACCAAGCUUUUGCUGACCAAAAUCUCCUUCCACGUAAAGCAUCCUCAAUUCCCACCCGGGCUUGAAGUCACCGACGAGGUGCUAGAAAAAGCUGCUGGAACAGAUGUGAAUAACAUCUUCCAGCUCACCGUUGAGAUGUUCGACUACAUGGAUUGCGAACUCAAGUUAUCAGAAUCAGUCUUCCGGCAGCUCAACACCUCCAUGGCCAUCUCCCAGAUGUCAGCCGUUCAAUGCCGGUUGGCCCCCCUCAUCCAGGUGAUCCAGGAUUGCAGCCACCUGUAUCAUUACACCGUGAAGUUGAUGUUCAACCUCCAUUCGUGUUUGCCAGCCGAUACGUUGCAAGGCCAUCGAGACAGGUUCCACGAACAGUUUCGCAGCCUGAAGAACUUUUUCAAAAGGGCAUCGGACAUGCUGUAUUUCAAACGUCUCAUCCAGAUUCCACGGUUGCCCGAGAACCCCCCAAAUUUCCUGAGGGCAUCCGCCCUGGCCGAGCACGUCAAGCCGGUGGUGGUCAUUCCGGAAGAAGCCCCCGAAGACGAGGAGCCGGAAAACCUGAUUGAGAUCAGCUCAGCUCCAUCCGUAGAGCAGCAGAAUGUGUCGGAUAUAUUUGAGCAGACUUUCGGGCCGCCCAAUGGACUAAAAGAUGACAGAGACCUGCAAAUCGAAAACCUGAAGAAAGAAAUUGAACUGCUUCAGACCGAGCUAGAGAAGAUUAAGCUGGAGGCUCAGAGAUACAUCACCCAGCUGAAGGCUCAGGUGAACAGCCUGGAGGCCGAGGUAGAAGACCAGAGGAAGCAAAAGCAGAAAGCCUUGGUAGACAACGAGCAGCUCCGAGAUGAGCUGGAGAAGCUGCAGAGAGCAAAAUUUGAAGGAGACAAGAAUCGAGGACUCUACUUGGAAGCGGAGAAAAAAGCCAGCACCACCGAAAUCCGGUAUGCCAAGCUGAAGGAGAAGCACAGCGAGUUAAUCAACACACACGCGGAGCUUUUGAGAAAGAACGCAGAUACGGCCAAGCAGCUGACAGUCACCCAACACAGCCAAGAAGAGGUCGCCCGGGUCAAGGAACAGCUGGCUUUCCAGAUGGAGCAAGUCAAACGAGAGUCGGAAAUGAAGUUAGAAGAUCAGAUGCUUCAGGUGGAACAGAUGAAGAGAGCGAUGGACUCCAAAGCAGAAGAACUGACUCAGCUUCAGCAGUCGCUCAGCCACUCUAAGCAGGUUGGUUCGGACCUCAACAGCCAGCUGGAUGCCCUUCAAGCCGAAAAGGAGACUCUGAGGAAAUCGGUCAGCGAGAAGGAAUGUGAGCUCAUCUCAACCAAGGGCCUGAUUCAAGAGAAGCAGCUCCUGUUGAGCCAGGAAGCCGAGAAGAGGGCGAAGGAAGUGCAGGAACUCCAGGAAAAGUUGGCGGAAAAAAAAAAUCACGAACAGAACCUGCAGCAGAAGCUCCUGGACGACCAGUUCCGAAUCUUGCAAGGGACAAUCAAGGAAGCCGAGAACAUCAUCCAGGAUGCCGUGAGCAAGUUGGACGAUCCCCUGCAUAUCCGGUGCACCAGUUCUCCAGAUUAUCUUGUCAGCCGCGCCCAGGCAGCUCUGGAAUCGGUGAAUGCCCUGGAGAACGGACAUAAGCAUUAUCUCACCAACAUGGCAGAUGCCUCUGGACUGGUGGCUGCGUUGGCACAGUUUGCCCAUCUCACGGCAGAUGCCAUCGUGAACGGCAGCGCCACCUCCCAUCUUGCCCCGACGGAUCAUGCUGACAAAUUGACAGAAUCCUGUAGAGACUGUGGGCAACACAGCCUGGAUUACCUCAACAAGCUCAAAGACAAACAGUCUCUCCGAGAAGCAGAUCCAGCAGACCUGAGGACAACUCUGCAGAGGCUCUUCCAGCUUGGACAGGAAUUGAGACCCAAAAGUUUGGACAUCCGGGAAGAAGAACUGGGAGACUUGGUUGACAAAGAGAUGGCCACCACUUCUGCAGCCGUUGAGGACGCCGUGAGAAGGAUAGAGGAAAUGAUGAAUCAAGCCAGAGUCGAAAGCUCUGGGGUGAAACUAGAAGUUAACGAAAGAAUCCUGAAUUCCUGCACAGAUUUAAUGAAGGCUAUCCGGCAGCUUGUUCUGGCCUCCACACAUCUGCAGAAGGAGAUCGUGGAAGGCGGAAGGGGGGCAGCAACACCCCAGGAAUUUUACGCCAAGAACUCCUGUUGGACGGAAGGGCUCAUCUCGGCAUCCAAAGCUGUUGGAUGGGGAGCAACUCAGCUCGUAGAAUCUGCGGAUAAGGUCGUCUUGCACACCGGCAAAUACGAGGAGCUGAUCGUCUGUUCGCACGAAAUUGCAGCGAGCACAGCUCAGCUCGUAGCCGCCUCCAAGGUGAAAGCGGAGAAGCAUAGCAGGAACCUCGGCAAACUCCAGGAAUGUUCGCGUACGGUCAACGAGAUGGCGGCUAACGUCAUGGCGUCUACCAAGUCCGGUCAAGAGCAGGUAGAAGAGAAAGACACCAUGGACUUCUCCGGGAUGUCCUUGAUCAAACUCAAGAAAGAGGAGAUGGAGACACAGGUGAAGGUUCUGGAACUGGAAAAGACGUUGGAGAACGAGAGGCUGCGUCUCGGAGAAUUGAGGAGGCAACAUUACGCCUUGGCUGGUCUUUACACGGAGAACACGGAUGGAAAGAAGCCUACGAUCGCUCGUAAGCCAGCAUCCUUGAAGAGGCCCGCACAGAAACCAGGUCAAAGCAAGCCGGACUCCGAGCUGGCACAGGAUGGCGUCUACCAAGCCCAUGUAGUUAACUUCUAAGGCAACUCCAACCUGCAACGGAAGAAGAGUAGAAGCCAGGGCCAGGAAAAUUGGGGUGGUCCAGGUUCUAAUUCUGCCCACCCUUGAGGAAUUCAAACCCUUGGAUCUGCUGCUUUUUCGCCGGCACCCCAAAACAUAGAUUUUUGGUGGAGGAUUAAGAUGUCAGCGCCCUUCAAAUCCAUCUACAGCAGGAGACAUUGAAAUUCCAGCCCCUUUAAAUGUCUGUGUUUUAAACAGAUACAACUUCCAGCGCCUAUUCGGAGCCCCCACCGUCUACGAGAAGGCAGACCCUUACGGGGAAAGGGAAUUAAGAGCUCGCUGAUAACUAUUUAUAAGCAAUAGGAAUCAUUUGGGAAAUAUUUCGAGUAAAUAUUGGUGUAUCUAUUAUUCUACAAAGAUGUUUUUAAAAGAAAUGUGAAUUUUUGUGGCUACUGUCGUUGUCGGAUGUCUAAAUUGUCCUUCGUAGUGUUUUAUGCCGAGAUCUGACGCGUAUAAAAAAAAAGGGGGAGGAGAAAAUUACCUGGGGGUGGGAAAUGAAAUACCUUUUGGAGAUUUUAUAGGACUGAAUUUAUACAGAGGAGAAAAUAAACACCUUCAGUAAUUUUUCACAAAAUCCCUUCAACCAGUGCUUUCCAAACCUGGGUGAAAUUACCCCCAAAUAAGGCAAAAAUAGGAGGAUUGUUGUUUUUUUUUACCCCUUUGGGUAACAAAUACAUCUUCCCUGUCACAUCAGGGAGAUUUAAAUUGAUUUAAAGCCUCCCAAAAUAUUCCUGCCAAGGUGAAUAUCAAUGCAAUGACCAAUCGGUUGAAGUGACAAAAGAUUGUUCCGUUUUAUAACAACACAGGUUGUCCUCGAAUCUACGGCCAAUCUCUCAGCAACCGUUCAAAGUUACAAUGGCGCUAAAGGAAGGGACGAGCUGGCAUAAGAUUUUCCAAUAAGGAAUUUAUUUUUUAUUUUUUUGGGUGGGUGGGUGUUGGUGGUGGUGGGGGUAAUGAAGGAAAAAGGUUGGGAAGCACUGCCUUAAAACUCUCAUUUAGGAAAUCCGUGCAAAAAAAAGAAAAGAAAAAGCCAGCUCACUUAUUUCAGCAGCUGAAAUUUAAGAGGAUUGGGUGGGUUUCUUUGCAAAGGAGAGAGAUGCAAACAGGAACUGUUCUUAACCGAACUUUUACGAUUAAGGAAAACAUUUUCACUUAUUAAAAUGAUUUAGCUGAAA